This is a messenger RNA of Ictalurus punctatus (channel catfish), 2856 nucleotides long. RefSeq names its product mitochondrial methionyl-tRNA formyltransferase (gene mtfmt). Lineage: Eukaryota; Metazoa; Chordata; Actinopteri; Siluriformes; Ictaluridae. The coding region runs from base 1 to 1260 and encodes 419 amino acids. The record is from RefSeq and is a predicted model, not a curated record. Gene Ontology annotation, molecular function: methionyl-tRNA formyltransferase activity. The transcript is spliced from 9 exons. Gene Ontology annotation, cellular component: mitochondrion. Gene Ontology annotation, biological process: conversion of methionyl-tRNA to N-formyl-methionyl-tRNA; biosynthetic process.
AUGCUAGUAGGUCAUCACCGGCUUCAGAUAAAAUUCACACAGCUGUGUGUGCGUAUAUAUUUAUAUCAUUUAAGGAUGUGGAAUCAAGUCGGUGUGAAAGUAAUCCACAAUGCUCCUUAUUUUAUCCGCGGAUUUUGUCGGCGAUGCGUUAAAGGGAAGUUUGCAUCAUGUGCUGGUCAAAGUCAGAGACAGCACAGGAAGACUUCAGUCGUGUCCUGUAUCAUACAGACCCGCUGUGUCUCAAAUCCUCCGUGGAGAAUAUUGUUCUUCGGAAGUGACGAUUUCGCAGUAGAGUCUCUGAAACGGCUUCAUGCAGCUCGAGGAGACGGAGCUGAUUCUGUGCUGGACUCGCUCGAGGUUGUCACUUUGUCCAAUAAUGUCCCUGUCCGGAAGUUCGCAGAGCAGCACGAGCUCCGGGUUCAUGAGUGGCCCAGGGUGGAGUCCAGUGGGCAGUUUGAUGUCGGGGUGGUGGUCUCAUUCGGCUGCCUGCUUCAGGAGAGCCUUAUCAACACAUUCCCAUAUGGGAUCCUCAACGUGCACCCUAGCCUCCUGCCUCGGUGGCGUGGACCUGCACCUGUUUUUCACACAAUUCUACAUGGAGACAAACUCACUGGAGUCACCAUCAUGCAGAUUAGGCCGAAGAAGUUUGAUGUUGGUCCGAUACUCAAUCAGGUGCUUUAUGAGGUCCCUGAAAAGAGCACGGCUGAUGAGCUCGGAGGCUCGCUGGCUGCUCUGGGAGCCCAGCUGUUAAUAGACACAUUAAGAAACCUUCCAGAACGAAUAGCAAAUAGGACAGAGCAGGCCAGAGAGGGGGCAACAUUUGCUCCUAAAAUCAACUCUUGUUUGAGUUGGCUCGUGUGGGAAGAGCAGACGUGUGAUCAGAUAGAUCGACUGUAUCGUGCUAUAGGAUCUCGGGUUCAUUUGAGAACAAUCUGGAGGGGCCGUGCCAUCAAACUUCUAGACUUUGUUGGAAAAUGCAACGUGCCAUUCACAGAAAUUUCAAGUUUUGCUGCAGUCCCUGGGUCCAUCCAUUAUCAAAAAGAUUCAAACACACUGUCAGUCUGCUGUAAGGAUGGUUGGGUUGGAUUCAAAACAGUAAUGUUAAAGAAAAGAUUAUCAGCAGCAGAUUUCUUCAAUGGGUAUCUUCACCAGAGUGUCCUGAAAAAAUCACAGUCCCAGAACAGCUGCCAGUUUCAGAGCUACAGAGAGAAAACGGGACAGAAUCCCAAAUCAAUGCUCUGGAAUCAGACCAUUGGUUAAAGCCUGUAACACUGUAAACACACAUGAGAAAUUCUGUAAUUUCUUAAUUACAGUGCUUAAAUAAUUGUCUGUUUUAAGACAGUGAGACAGAGUUGUAUGACAUGUUUGCUGCACUGUAUUAUUGUAAAAACCGUGUGUGUGUGUGUGUGUGUGUGUAUAUAUAUACUGAUGAAUGAGUUUAUUUUAAUGAAGUAUUUGCUUUGAACUGAUGUGUGAUUGUAGCUCAAAGUUUGAGCAGUAGCAUGAUGAUGCUGGCCCAAAGAUUUCUUAUUCACAGCUGACUUGUGAAUUAAGUUCUAGAAAGUAAGAAAUUAAAUACAUUCACAGUACUGAAAUAUAAACCUGUAAAUUGUAGAAGUGUAUAAUCUAUGCAGCCUUUUCCUUUGGUAUUCAAGAUGAAGGUGAAGGGGGGAAUUACACUAUAUGGCCAAAUGUAUGUGGACAUCUGGUCUGACCAUCAGACCCAGAUAUAGUUCUUCCCCAAACUGUUGCUACAAAGUUGGAAGCAGACAAGUGUUUAGAAUGACUGAGUGCUGUAGUAUAGCAAUUUCCCCUUCACUGGGAUUAAAGGGCCAGUGAUACUCACCAUUGACUUUAUUAAGAACACCUGCACAUUCAUGUAGUUAUCUCAGAUCAGUGGUGCCAACCUAGUGACUUUUCAGACCUCUUUAGCAACUUUUUAAGAAGAGAGGGAGAGAAAAAAAAAGCACCUAACGACAAAUCUGGUGACAUUUUGGACAAACCUUAGCAACUUUCCAAAUGGCUUGCUUUCAUGUUCCAUACCUGUUCAUUAUAGUUUUAUAAAAAGAGUUAUGAAAAGUAAUUUUUAAUAAAGUACAAAAGCAAAAAAAUUUAUAUCUAUCUAUCUAUAGAUAACAGAUUACAGAUUUUGGCCUAGGAUUAUAGGAAUCUUUUAGGAUUCUCAAAAUUUUUCUCAGACGACCAAAUCGUGGCCAAAAAUCGUACCGUGUGAACCCGGCUUUAAAAUCUUCAAGUGUGUGGCCAGGCUCAGGGGGUGAAGCUAAGAUGCAAGGAAAAGAAAUGAGGAUGCACAAAUAAGAAAUGAGAAGCACUCAGGGUUUACAGGAAAAUACGUGGAAACACUCAUGUCCUAUUUUCUGACGGUCUCAAUUCUGCCAAACGCUAGCUCACAGUCAGUGUGAGGAGAAAUGGAUAUACGCCGUUUAUUUAUUUAUUUUAAACCAGUAAAGGGGUUGAAACUGAAUCAGUAAAAUCCUCUGAUACUGAGCUUUCCUGCUGUUGGUGAAAAACUUCUUGAAUGAGAUUCGCGCUUUUGUUGACGUGCCUGGAGCCGCUGAAAUGACAUAAAAAUGCGACUUGAUGGCGCUCAAGUACAAAACUGUCUUACCGAAGAAGAAGAAGAAGAAGAAGAAGAAGUCCAGCACCCACCAUUUUAGUGAGUCCAUAAGUGACAUACCCGAAAUAAAGCGCUCACUGCUAAUAUAAUAUAUAAAGUGUACUUAUUGUGUUGUGGUUAUUUUUUGGACGACACUGAAAUGCAAGCAUAUAUAUCUAAAUGAUCCAUUUCAUACUGUCAGUGUUGUUUUCUACACUAAAUAGCAUUGUUUGUUUCUU